UGAAAUCAGCUGCUCGCCGUUUAUCGCUGUUGAAUUGUCAAAUAAUUGUAAUGGCCUGUCAGGCGUAGAGUAAGCAACUUGCUCUAUGGUCGCAUUUAAUUUAAUAAAAACGGAAAGUUCGAGAGGCAAGUGAACAAGUCCCGCUGAUAUUCGCCAAAAAUCGUGCGUCUUUCGCUCUACACAGGCGAGUGACAGCGGGAGCGGCAGAUGCAGCAGCAGCAAUACCAGAGACGAAGACGGAGACGGAGCCAAGCGAACAGAAUCGGAAGCGAGUAAAAAAAAAAGUAAGCGGCUCGAAUUUUGGCAUUGCUGUUUGAAGCAAAACGUAGCGGCCUGUGUGCCAGUAAUAUUACAGCGCUCAACAGUUUCGUUUGGAUGAAAUAAUAACAAAAAAAAAAUAUAUACAAAAUUUUAUCAGCUAAAUUCAACCGAUCAAAUAUAUUCGCAAGUUUCGGCCAAAUUUUCCAUGUAUUUAUAGAAUCAAAAUAGCCAUUCCACCCAGAAGCAAGAGAGCGGUAAUACAAAAAACGAAAUUUAAAAAGAAACGGCUAGCGCAAUAAAAAAAAAAAAACAAGAAUUAAAAAAAAGUACCGUGCGUGAUUUUUAAAGUGUGGCCAAAUUACUCGAACUUCAUACUCUGCCCAUAAGCCAGCUCAGGCAGAUGCUGCUCCUGAUUAAACCAACAACAACCACAACGCCUGAACAAUGGAAAAGCGCAUUAAAUCUGGCAACGGCCGCUGCGACAAUAACACGGUCGUGGCGGCUGCACCAGCUACCAAAAUCAAUGUGAGCAACAACAAACCGCAGCAGCUGCCCACGAAUACAACAACAACAACAACAAUAGCCGCUGAUGGCAACUCUAGUUCCAAGUUGACAGCCGCGUUUCGGAAUAUCAGAGUCAAUGUGCAGCCCAGCAGAGGCAUGCACUCCUGGCCGCGUCAGGACGAGCAGACGGUUCAGGCAACAACUGCAGCGAUUUCAGCUGCACGCGCCCGCGUAGAGGCAGCAACAGCAGCAGCGGCAGCAAACGCAACAACAGCAGCAACAACAACGAUAAUAAUAAACAACAAACAGAACAACAAUGUUAUGAAGCUGCAGAAGCAUCCAUCCUCAGUGUUGGCAAUCGCCGAACAAUAUGCAACGAUUGCGGCCAGUUACAGGACGAAGCCACGCAACAAAAGUGACGAGGCCAUCAACGAUCUGCUGCUGCGCAUACCGGACAUUGCACAAAUAUUCGAUGUACAGAGCCGCAUCGGUAACGGUACAUUCAGCACUGUGCUGCUGGCGACGCUCAAGCGGGAGGCACAGCUGCCGGACAGCAUGCGUCGCAAGUUUGCGAUCAAACAUCAUAUACCCACCAGCCAUCCCGAUCGCAUUAUGAAGGAGCUGCAGUGCAUGACAGAUAUGGGGGGCACCGACAACGUUGUGGGCAUCCAUUGCUGUUUGCGCUGCGAGGCGUCGGCGGCAUUCGUGAUGCCCUAUAUGCCGCACGAUCGUUUCCAUGAUUUCUAUACCAAGAUGGAGGUGCCGGAGAUCCGUUUGUAUAUGCGUAACCUGCUGCUGGCCCUGCGGCAUGUCCACAAGUUCAACAUAAUUCAUCGCGAUGUGAAGCCCAGCAACUUUCUGUACAAUCGACGGCAGGGCCAGUUUCUGCUCGUGGACUUUGGCCUGGCGCAGCAUGUGAAUCUAAGCGGCGGCCCAACCAGCGUAACUGCCUCCCAGCAACAGCAACAGCAGCAGCAGCAGCUGGCGACCAGCAACAGCAAGCGACCACGCGACGCCUCUGGGCAGCAGCAGCAGCAGCUGGCGGCAUCAGCAGCAGCAGCAACUGCAUCGGAGGCGGCACUUGGCGGCGCGGUCAAGCGGAUGCGGCUCAACGAUGAUAGCAAUGCCAGCAACUGGAACAAGAUGCCGCUCAAGCCGGUCAACGAGAUUGCGCAGAGCGCCAAGUGCGAUAUCAAACAGAGUCUCACCGAGAUCGCGCCCGACACACAGCAACAGCCGGCGCCGCCGCCGGGAUCGGGACAGGCACAGCCACAGUCCGUGCAGCCGGCGGAGUCGAGCGUGGCGACCAGCAGCAGCAAGUACAACACGAAUCGCAUCGCUGGCGGCGGUGGCGGUGGUGGUGGCAAUGCGAAGUGCUAUUGCUUUGCGAAUCCGUCCGUUUGCAUCAAUUGCCUUAUGAAGAAGGAGGUGCAUGCUUCGCGAGCGGGCACGCCCGGCUAUAGGCCGCCCGAGGUGCUGCUCAAGUAUGCGGAUCAGACAACCGCCGUGGAUAUAUGGGCAGCGGGCGUCAUCUUCUUGUCGAUACUGUCCUCCGUCUAUCCGUUCUUUAAGGCGCCCAACGACUUUGUCGCACUGGCCGAGAUCGUAACCAUAUUUGGUGAUCGCGCCAUACGCAAAACGGCCCUGGCCCUGGAGCGCAUGGUGACGCUUAGCCAGCGCUCGAAGCCGCUCAAUUUGCGCAAGCUGUGCCUGCGCUUCCGGCAUCGUCUCAUCUUUAGUGACCAGCAGAUGGUGCGCAAGCACGAAUCACCCGACGGCCGGAUCGAUGUGUGCAAGAACUGUGAUCAAUAUUUCUUUAAUUGCCUCUGCGAGGAGAGCCCCUAUGUGACCGAGCCGCUCGAUCCGUACGAAUGUUUUCCGGCCAGCGCCUACGAUCUGCUCAGCCGCCUGCUCGAGAUCAAUCCGCAUAAGCGCAUCACCGCCGAACAGGCGCUCAAUCAUCCGUUCUUCACCGAGCAGGCGCCAGCUCCGGCUGUGCCCGCUGCCGUUGCCGCCAAACUGCGCACCGAGGCGCCCAAGCAAAUGACGCGCAGGCGCGCCACCAAAGCGGCAGCGGCAGCGGGAGCGGGAGCGGGAGCUGCAACUGAACCUGGAGCGGGAGUGGGAGCCAGAGCGGCAGCUGCUUCACCAGCCGCUGGGCAGGCGCAACAAACUCUAAACAAACUGUGAAAACUAGUCGAAAACCCUUUGAUAACCUCUAGAGCUUAGGAUAUAUAUACAUAUAUAUA
Molecule: messenger RNA, 3014 nt
Organism: Drosophila virilis
Lineage: Eukaryota; Metazoa; Arthropoda; Insecta; Diptera; Drosophilidae
Gene: Cdc7
Product: Cdc7 kinase
Biological process (GO): mitotic DNA damage checkpoint signaling; protein phosphorylation
Cellular component (GO): nucleus
Molecular function (GO): ATP binding; protein serine/threonine kinase activity
Source: RefSeq, a predicted model, not a curated record